Molecule: messenger RNA, 1680 nt
Organism: Pyrus x bretschneideri (Chinese white pear)
Lineage: Eukaryota; Viridiplantae; Streptophyta; Magnoliopsida; Rosales; Rosaceae
Product: ent-kaurenoic acid oxidase 2
Exons: 9
Coding region: 67-1518 (483 amino acids)
Biological process (GO): brassinosteroid biosynthetic process; sterol metabolic process; brassinosteroid homeostasis
Molecular function (GO): monooxygenase activity; heme binding; iron ion binding
Source: RefSeq, a predicted model, not a curated record
UAAACCGACUUUUUUUGGUCAAAAGAUAAACCGACUAGUGUUGCAGUGUUUGUUUGUUCCAAAAGCAUGGAAAUUUCUGAAGGAGUAUGGCCGGCUGUGGUUUUGGGAGGUUUGCCACUGUUGGGGUUGCUCUUCUGGUGGUGGAAUGAGCUCUGGUAUGUGCUUCCUCUCAAACUACAACGUUCAGCUACUGGUGCCAAACUUCCGCCCGGUCAUAUGGGAUUUCCAUUUAUUGGUGAACUGCUCACCUUCCUUUGGUACUUCAAAUUUCUUUGUCGUCCAGAUGAAUUUAUCAAUGCUAAACGGGCUAAGUAUGGUGAUGGAGUAGGAAUGUAUAGAACACACCUGUUUGGAUCACCAUCCAUCAUAACAUGCUUUCCGGCGGUCAACAAAUUUGUAUUCCAAUCAUCGGAUAUCUUCACCCUAGUUUGGCCAAGUAAUGAUCUUCUGGGUCACAAAUCGUUGUUUGCCGUUCAUGGAAAGUCCCAUGAACGACUGAAAAGCUACAUCACGAAAGUAAUCAAUCAGCCCGACGCUCUCCGAGGCAUUGCUCUCCUUGUCCAACCCCACAUGAUUGCUUCACUUGAAUCAUGGACUCAAAAGGGUAGAAUUAAUGCAUAUGAUGAGGUUAAGAAGAUGACUUUGGAAAAUAUUGGAAAGUUGUUCUUAAGUUUGGAGGCGGGACCUCUCCUAGAUACCAUUGAUAGGUUGUUUGGUGGAUUGACUGAUGGACUUAGGGCUCAACCAUUUAACAUUCCUGGAUCUGCUUUUCACCAUGCUCUUCAGUGUAGGAAGAAGCUCGAGGCCAUUUUCGGCAGGGAGCUGGAAAAGAAAAAAACCCAGAAAAAAGGGUUGACAAAUGACCUGAUGGAUGGACUAAUGCAAAUUAAAGAUGACAAAGGUGAUAAAUUAAGUGACCAAGAGGUGAUCGAUAACAUUGUGAGCCUUGUUGUUGGCGGAUAUGCAUCUACUUCCCUUGCAUCAAUGUGGGCUAUAUAUUGUCUUGCCAAAUACCCUAAUGUCCUUGAAAAGCUUCGGGAUGAGAAUUUAGCUAUAAGUCGGAACAAGACGGGAGACUUGAUUACGAGUGAAGAUGUUUCUAAAAUGAAAUACACAAACAUGGUGGUAGAAGAAACAAUAAGAAUGGCUAACUCUGCAGCAUGUAUCUUCCGAUUAGCUACCAAGGAGGCUGAAUAUAAAGGUUAUAAAAUACCUAAGGGUUGGAAUGUGAUUCUUUGGGUUCGGUAUAUCCACACAGAUCCAAAUAACUUUGAUGACCCUAUGAUCUUUAACCCAGAUAGAUGGAAUGAACCAGCAAAGCCUGGAACAUUCCAAGUUUUUGGUGGCGGAACAAGAAUAUGUGCAGGCAACAUGCUUGCUAGGAUGGAGCUUGCAAUCUUGUUACAUCAUUUGUCAACAAAAUACAAGUGGGAAUUGCGCAAUCCAAAUGCCGAAGUGGUGUAUCUUUCUUUUCCAAAGCCAGCUGACGGGGUUGAUAUCAUGUUCAGCAAAAUUUAAGCAUUCUCGUCGAUCUUCACAUAGUUCCAGUCUCAAUAAAGUUUGAACCAAGAAAGUAGUGAUCAGUUGUAAACGCUUUUUAUGUUUUGGUCGUGAAUUGUGUCGCACAAAGUUAUGUAUGUGGUUUAUCUCUUAAAUUUCAAUAUGAAAGUACUUGCACUA